Messenger RNA from Pocillopora verrucosa, 546 nucleotides. RefSeq names its product retinal homeobox protein Rax-like. NCBI's taxonomy places the organism in Eukaryota, Metazoa, Cnidaria, Anthozoa, Scleractinia, Pocilloporidae. Gene Ontology annotation, biological process: cell differentiation; regulation of transcription by RNA polymerase II. The record is from RefSeq and is a predicted model, not a curated record. Gene Ontology annotation, molecular function: RNA polymerase II cis-regulatory region sequence-specific DNA binding; DNA-binding transcription factor activity, RNA polymerase II-specific.
AUGGAACAAACUUUCAGGCCUGAGUCUCCUCCAAUUCUAGAGGUGGUUAUACCGUUUUUGAUUAAAGAGGAAAUACCUUCCCAACAUGAGGGGCAAGAAUCGUCAGAGAUUCCAACCGUUCAACCGGUGAAACACGGACAAGUUUCUCCAACCGUCGAGGUGAUCAAGAAGCGAGCAUGCCGCACUCGUUUCACAAUUUAUCAAAGAGCAGAACUGGAGGCGGCCUUUUCAGCAUCACCUUACUUGACUCCUCACCAAAGGAUGGCUUUGGCUUCGAGACUCAGAGUCAAACCUGUCGCUGUGCAGUCAUGGUUUAAGAACAGACGAUUCAAGUGGCGCAAAGAAGCACGGGAAGGCUCUCACACCUCGCCAGCGGCGCUACCUGCACCUGCACAAGGUAUUUCCUUGAUGUAUCAGCCACGAUAUGUCUACAGUUCUGGUCAGUUUCCAGCGUCAGCUCAGUGCCAAGGAUGUUUCACAAGACAACCAUCCAGCGACUCGCAUUCACAUGUAGACUUCACUCCGUAUCCCUAUUCUUCUCACUGA